GUUGUGUUAUCAUUUUCAGCCGACUCAUUUACUACUGUGCUCAGGCUGGAUUGUUUUUUUCUCAAUUUUCACGGAUUUUUAUCAAAUAUUUGAAGAAAUUCACCUGAAAUUAAAGGAAUUUAAUCCCUAAAAAUUCGACGUAAACAAGCAACCGCGUGCAUAUCAUGCCUGCUGAAAAGAUAAAACAGCUCGUCGUGGACACCUCUGCCUUCAUCAAGAACGAGCAACUCCAGAAUGUCGCUGAAAACAUGUUUACCGUGCAAGGCGUCAUGGACGAGAUCAAAAAUGACAAGCAACUCUCACGAUUGGCAGUUCUUCCAUACAAUUUAAAGGUUCGCGAGCCAUUUCCCGAAAAUUUGAAAUUUGUUCAGGAAUUCGCGAAGAAAACUGGUGACUAUGCGACACUUUCACUCACGGAUUUAACCGUCAUGGCCUUGACCUACGAACUGGAGAAGCAGGAAAAUGGCACGGAUCACCUGCGAACGGAACCAAUUAUGGCAAAAACAGUUUUUUCCAGCUCGAAACCGAAUCCCGAAGGUUACGAAAGCAAAUUUACGCUGCCAGGCUUUUACGUGGCGAAAGAUGAUGGCAACGAGGGCGAGAAAAGUGACGAGCCGGAGAAGGAAAUGACGGAAGAGGAGCUUGCGGAGCGAAUUGCGCAACUUUCGUGCGAGCCAGAAGGGAAUGAGGAGUCACUUUUGGUGAAAGUCGAGGAGGAAAAGGAAGAAAAUGAGGAUGAGGGAGUCGAAGAUGAUGUAGAAGAGGAAGAAAAUGAAGAGGAAGAAGAAGAAGAUGACGACGAAGAAGGUUGGAUCACACCGUCAAACAUUCGUUCGUUGAAGACAAACUUCGGGCCACAGACUUACAGUGAAGCAGUUCCAAAUGUCGCUUGCAUGACUUCAGAUUUUGCGAUGCAAAAUGUCCUCAAACAGAUUGGAUUGAAAGUUGCGGCACUCGAUGGACGGGUGAUCAAACACACAAGAACGUUUAUUUUGAGAUGUUACACUUGUUUCACCACAACUUCGGAUGUCACAAAGAUCUUUUGUCGUCGUUGCGGCAAUAAAACGCUGAAACGGGUGUCAGUGAGCAUAGAUGCCAAUGGCAAACAAGUGAUUCACAUCAACACCCGCAAACCCCUCACAGCAAAAUUCAAGAAUCAAACCAUCCCGCCGCCAAAAGGAGGCAAACACGCAUGCAAUCCAAUUCUCUUCGAAGAUCAACCGUUACCUCAACAACGAUUGUCCAAAAAGGCACUCAUGAAGACAAAUGCCUUAGAUGACGACUACAUUGCCGGUUACUCGCCCUUCGUGCUGCGAGACACAGAUUCGCGUUCCGCCAUGCUCCGAAACACGAACAACAUCAAGCAGUGGAUGAAAAAUUACGACUACGAUAAUCAUCGACGUGGAUAUAAAAAGAAAUGAACAUUGAAUUGAUUAUUUAAAAAAAUAAAAACAAAUUGCAAACAGUUGAAUAUGAUAUGAAUAAAGAAAAGAAGUUUAAAUUUUUAAUCCGUCUCGUUCGUAAGAAUGUGUCAUAGAUAGGCAGUCGCAGAGAGAGAAGAGAA
This is a messenger RNA of Culicoides brevitarsis, 1564 nucleotides long. RefSeq names its product RNA-binding protein NOB1. Gene Ontology annotation, molecular function: RNA endonuclease activity. The transcript has 4 exons. The coding region runs from base 165 to 1421 and encodes 418 amino acids. NCBI's taxonomy places the organism in Eukaryota, Metazoa, Arthropoda, Insecta, Diptera, Ceratopogonidae. Gene Ontology annotation, cellular component: preribosome, small subunit precursor. The record is from RefSeq and is a predicted model, not a curated record. Gene Ontology annotation, biological process: ribosomal small subunit biogenesis; maturation of SSU-rRNA.